Penicillium lagena is the source of this 591-nucleotide messenger RNA. It is a transcript of the gene cnaB, whose product is annotated as calcineurin regulatory subunit B. Lineage: Eukaryota; Fungi; Ascomycota; Eurotiomycetes; Eurotiales; Aspergillaceae. The coding region runs from base 1 to 591 and encodes 196 amino acids. The transcript has 4 exons. The record is from RefSeq and is a predicted model, not a curated record. Gene Ontology annotation, molecular function: calcium ion binding; calcium-dependent protein serine/threonine phosphatase regulator activity.
AUGGACUCCUCCCACUAUGCCACCCGUGCGAGGCGCGGCUCGGUUGGCACUACCCAACUGUUUGACAACAUCGUGUCCGGCUCCAACUUCGACCGCGAUGAGGUGGACCGACUGCGUAAACGGUUUAUGAAACUCGAUAAGGACGCCUCCGGGGCAAUCGAUCGCGACGAGUUCCUCUCGCUCCCCCAAGUAUCCUCCAACCCGCUCGCCACGCGGAUGAUCGCGAUCUUCGACGAAGACGGCGGUGGCGAUGUCGAUUUCCAGGAAUUCGUGACCGGGUUGUCGGCAUUCAGUUCCAAGGGCAACAAGGAGGAGAAACUGCGGUUCGCGUUCAAGGUCUACGACAUCGACCGCGAUGGCUACAUCUCCAACGGCGAGCUGUUCAUCGUGCUGAAGAUGAUGGUCGGCAACAACCUGAAGGAUGUGCAGCUGCAGCAGAUCGUCGACAAGACUAUCAUGGAGGCCGACAAGGAUCGCGAUGGGCGAAUCAGCUUCGAGGAGUUCACCGAUAUGGUCGAGAAUACGGACGUGAAUCUAAGCAUGACCCUGAGUACGGCGCCCUCCCCGUCCCCUCGUUAUUCACCACGCUGA